This is a messenger RNA of Ilex paraguariensis (yerba mate), 1651 nucleotides long. The record is from the annotation of a GenBank genome assembly. NCBI's taxonomy places the organism in Eukaryota, Viridiplantae, Streptophyta, Magnoliopsida, Aquifoliales, Aquifoliaceae.
CGAGGGCUGGCUGACUUGACUUUGCUUAGCCAAGGGGAAAUGUUGAGCAGACAGAGAGCUGUAAAGCGCGCAACGAUUGGUUACAUUUGGGGCGUCUUCCAAAAAGGCAAGAAAGGGUAGCAAAGCCGCUUCUCUAUAUAAAUCCAUCUCUCAUUUUCUCUUCUCCUGCUGUUGAUUUUAUUCAGCCAGUCGAUCAAACACUUGAUCUGCUUUGAGUUUGUGACUUCCGUGAAUCUAAAGAACGAAAGAAAAAAUGUCAAAACCCUCAUCCAGAUUUAUCAUCAGAUACCUCCAUCACAAUCACAUCUCAUCAAAACCUUCAAUACCCACAAACCCAAAUGCUACUACCAGUAGUAGUAGUAGUACUAGUACUGGUAUGUCUCAUCUUCUUUCUCAUCACCCAAAAAAGCCUAGCCCAAUUUCUCCAUGGCUCUCAACUUCUCAGAGAAUUCAUUUCUCAUGUUCGUCAAUUUCAAAGAUUGGUGAGAACCCAGUUCAAAAUAUUUAUCCACAGUUCAAUUUGUUGUCUACUAGGAAUUUUCUAGGGUUUAGAUACAUGUCAUUCAAGAGUUCUGAGAUGGGUUCUAAAAUGAACGGAGAUUUUGCAAAGAAUGUGGUGAAAAACCCGGUAGGGGCUGUUCAGAAGACCUUUGCUCGGUACAAGGAAGCAGUGGGAUUGCAGAUUGAUGCGUUUUGGAAGAGGAAUUCUCUGGUGUUAAUAGGUGCAGGAGGGGUUGUGGUGUGCAUUUUGUUAUGGAGGGUUCUGUUUGGGAUAGCCAACACUUUUGUUGGGCUAUCCGAAGGAAUGGCCAAGUAUGGAUUUCUUGCUCUUUCCACCGCUAUCGUCGCAUUUGCUGGAUUGUAUCUUCGUUCAAGAUUCACCAUCAAUCCCGAUAAAGUCUAUAGAAUGGCCAUGAGGAGGCUUAAUACAUCGGCUGGGAUUCUUGAAAUUAUGGGUGCUCCACUCACAGGGACAAAUCUGAGAGCUUAUGUAAUGUCUGGAGGUGGUGUUACUUUGAAGAAAUUUAAGCCAGGGCUUCGGGGCAAACGAUGUUUUCUUAUCUUCCCAAUUCAUGGUUCUGAGAGAAAAGGCUUAGUCAGCGUUGAAGUCAAGAAUAAGAAAGGCCAGUAUGAUAUGAAGUUACUUGCUGUGGAUAUUCCCAUGGCAACAGGACCUGACCAGCGUCUAUACCUUAUUGGGGACGAAGAAGAGUACAGGGUUGGUGGUGGACUCAUUUCUGAACUAAGAGACCCUGUUGUAAAAGCAAUGGCAGCAACUAAGGAGUUUGAAGAUCGUGACGAGUUGGAGGACGAAGAGGAUGCUGAAAGAGAACUUCAGGAAGCAGAAAGAAAGCACCAUGAAGAAAUUGAAAAGCUCGAAAGAGAGAGUUCACGAUGAGUGAUUCCGAAAAGGUUUUUAGUAGUUCACGUUUGUUGCAAAGUUGUGUUUUUGUUUUUUCAUUGAGAGUUGUCCAAACAGGAACUUCAUGCCUUCGCCAUCCAAACGCAAAUGUAACCUUCGUAAGACUUGCAUUACCUUAUCCGGCUGAAUGGCUGAUACCUUUUUUCUAGAAAUUAUGUUUCUCCGCAUAAAUUUGAGAUGUGAAAAUCGUAAUAAUCGAAGAAUUUUGAAAGAAUCCGAGACUUUUUG